AUGGUCCACAUAGACUGUGCAUCUGAAAAAUCGGCGGAUUGGUUGGUGGAAAAGCUUAAAAAUUGGCAGGGGCCGGGACUGGUUGCAAUGAGGGGAGAAGACAUCCCUAAAGGGACAACCAUCAUGGUCUUUCUGCCAAGAAGCAAGGGGAAAGACACCACCUACCUGCUAGACCUUAUCCAGGCUCAGAACGAGAAUGUGUGUGUCAUAGUGCUCUUGGUGCGUCACUCCACAUCUCAAGGGUACGAUUACUCAACUGAUGAGGAAUAUAGUCCAGAGUAUGGAGCCGGUGCUGACUACGGCCAUGAAUAUUAUUCAGCUCCUGUAAAAGAGAAGAAAGAAGAAGGCAAUUCUGUAGAUUACGAAGGAGAUCCUGACGCAGCUGAGUUUGAAAAGUUCUUUUUAACUCCUUUAGAGUUUGAUUCGCCAGAGGAAUCAGCAUCUUCAGACCAAAAAAAGAAAGUUGCUAGUAAAAAACCAGUCAAUCCCGAUCCAUUCCAGCACUUAAGGAAGGCGUUCUUCGAAAAGACAGCCGAGUCAGCUUCCGAUCCUCAAAGAGCUGAGUAUUACGAUAAUGAUGAAAAGAAACAGCAAGCUGAGCAGAGCCAGAUUAGGCCUGGUCCUCAUUAUAUCAGCCAUCAAAUUCCUGUACCUGUGACUUUCUUCAAGGAAGAUGAUGGAGAGCAGGCUUCGAGUAAGGAUGAUGUCGAGACCAUUCCUCCACCGUUGAAGAAAAAAGGAAAGGCACCUAAGAAAUACAGAGUAACUGACGCCCGUCCUGGUUUUGACGGUUUCAAAGACUCCUACGACGCGUUUGACCUGCUGCGCCAAACUGAGGAACAAAUCGACCAAACCAAACCCAAACCCAGAUACUACAGUGGUAAAGACGUCGAUUACAAUACCGGUAAAUCCUCAUCUACAGUAUCCCAAAACUAUCCAUCGGCCGCCGGUUACUUGGCAGCACUGAAAAUCCCUACCACCACAGUUCACCCUGUAGAGAAAUACAACCUUCACCCGGUUACUGUAGAUUACGAAGCUCUACAAAGCAAAUAUCGCGAAGCCUUAGCUAGAGUCAAUAAGAAACCCGAACCGAAAUCGAAACCUAGAGAUGGACAGGUACAAUCUACUGAAGAUGCUCCUGAAAACUGUAGAAAGAUACAUUCUCCUGAGCACGGUGACGGUAUGAACUGCUUUGUAUGUGAAGACGCUGCUAACAAAGCUAAAUUUACUCAAUGUUCCUAUUCAGAGAGCGAUGAUCCAGUCAAUAAUUACUCUUCCAGCUCCAUGAAGUACUCUGUACCAUCAGAGGAUUCUGGUAGAUACAGGUAUAAAAGAUCUCCAGGAAGAAAAGGCUCUUAUUCCGAUGACCCAUAUUUUGAGAUCUCAGAACGAAGCAAGAAAUACUAUGCCGAUUUCGAAAAAGAACAAGAAGCUGCAGGAAGUGAAAGAGAUAAAGAUUUCCAUUACAAACCCUAUGGCCCCGAUGAUUAUGAAAGCUACUCAGAAAGCCAGAGUUCUGAGCUUCUGAAGGUGCCAGGAGCUUGCCAGAAGGUCGAACGUGAAGGUGCCACUUGCACUGUGUGCAGAGAUGAAAAAACUGGAGGUAACUUCGAACAAUGCUCUUACACCUCCGCUCCUAAAGAACAUAAAUACGCUUACGUAGCCGAAAAGAAAUACGAUAGCGAUGAUGAACCUGAAGAAAGUAAAACAGUGACAAAGGAAAACAGUGGUGAUGAUGGUGAAAAAGAAGAAUCUGGUGGAGAGGGAGAAGAAACUUCAGCUGGAGAAUAUGCUAGCGCAACUAAAAGCAAAGCCGUUGUAGAAGAUAUUCCUGAACUUGAAGCAGCAGGUACGAGUGUUGAAGAAACUGAAGCUGCUCCGGAAUCUGAAGAAGAUGACGAAGAAGAAGACGACGGAGAAGAAUCAGAUGAUGGUAAGAAGAAGAAAAAAGAAGAGUCUGGUUACGAUUAUCCUUAUUAUAGCUAUGACACCGCUAAAAAUAGCAAAAACAAGCAACUUGUAGACGAUAGUCCGUAUAAUAUUCCGGAACAUUUUGCUGAGAGUAUAAAGAGUAAUAGUAAUCAAAGACCCGUGGAAGAAGAAGAUGACGAAGAAUCUUUUGAUGAGUAUCAUUACAAGCUUUUCCCCGAGUUACAUAAAACUUCUGAAUCGAACAACGAAGAACAACAUAGCGAGCCAUCGUCCAAGAAACAAGAAGUAGAAGAAGUUCUGGCUGAAUUUGCUAAAAAAGACCGUACGAAUUGUAAAAAAGCAGAAAAGAAUGGAAUGACCUGCUUCCUGUGCGUCGACAGUAACAAAGUUCAACACGAAGAGUGCAUGUACAUUGCCGAAAGCAAACCGAAAGCAACCCAUCUAGCGUACCACGAGGUCCAGAGGCUUAAAGAUCCCAAAAGGGCAUCAGAUGAGGAGGAACCUGAAGAGUCUAAAGUCCAACCUCAAACGGAACAACCUCUAGAUACAGUGCUGCCUUUGGCCUCUGAGAAAACCAAGAAGAAGAGGUUCUUCAAGAAAGUUACCACUCCAUUGCCGUUGGCUGAUUUGAGUGGUGCAGGAUCGGAAUUGCAUAAGUUUAUAGUACCGUUAGAUCAACCAAGACAUAGGUUUCCCAGAUCUAGCGAACCGGUAGCAUCUGCCAGUGCUCCGGACUCUGAACGAAUCGAAUCGAAAAAAUCAAACGCUGAACCUGAACCACCUCAAGAAAUUGACGUAGGUGAUGAAGAAGGUGCUUACAGCCACGAGACCAAACCAGUCUACAGUAAAUUAUUCGAUACAACUUUGCCAAGGUACAUGGUAGAAAAAACGGAAUUCGAGAAGGAUUUUGAUGCCGACGCCGGGUUCUAACAAAAUUAAAUUACAGAGAAAUUUGAGAAUGAAUGAUGUGUGAUGAUUUAUGUCGUUGCUUACAGAAUGUCGAUUUUAAAAUAUUUGUGUUUAU
Molecule: messenger RNA, 2956 nt
Organism: Sitophilus oryzae (rice weevil)
Lineage: Eukaryota; Metazoa; Arthropoda; Insecta; Coleoptera; Curculionidae
Product: ABC transporter F family member 4-like
Exons: 6
Coding region: 1-2862 (953 amino acids)
Source: RefSeq, a predicted model, not a curated record